UUUAAGCACUUCUUCGUUUUUAAAUCCACGAAAUCCUAUAAACGCAAAGGGCUAUUAGUCAACCUCGUAGUGGUACUGGUACUGUUGUCGGAUCGAAAACCCUAAAUUGAAUUCGAAUCAACAACAUGCAGCAGGGAGGAGGCUCGGAGACGGAAGUGACAUGGGAGGACCAGCAGAACAUCAACAAAUUCGGAAGGUUGAACAAUCGCUUUCACGAGCUUGAGGAUGAGAUCAAAAUCGCUAAGGAAACAAACGAUAAUUUGGAGGAUGCAAGCAACGAGUUGAUUCUCACAGAUGAAGAGGUCGUUCGGUUUCAAAUAGGAGAGGUUUUUGCUCAUGUGCCAAAGGACGAAGUUGAGAACAGGAUAGAACAGAUAAAAGAGGUGACAAGCCAAAAAUUAGAAAAACUUGAAGAGGAGAAAGAAUCUGUGCUUGCUCAGAUGGCUGAACUCAAGAAAAUUUUAUAUGCGAAGUUCAAUGACUCGAUCAAUCUUGAGGAGGAUUAGUAACUUCUUGUUGAUAGAUUUCUAGUUGUUGUUUUCUUGUUAAUAUGACCUAAUGGACCUUUGGCAUUUUUGAGUCACUGCCUAUUUUCUUUCAAUUUUAGAAUGUAUGUUAUCUUGCUUGAACCUCUUUAUUCUGUGUGAAUUUCAUUUUCCAUUUAUUGUA
Molecule: messenger RNA, 669 nt
Organism: Glycine soja
Lineage: Eukaryota; Viridiplantae; Streptophyta; Magnoliopsida; Fabales; Fabaceae
Product: probable prefoldin subunit 4
Exons: 3
Coding region: 126-506 (126 amino acids)
Biological process (GO): protein folding
Cellular component (GO): prefoldin complex; cytoplasm
Source: RefSeq, a predicted model, not a curated record